Molecule: messenger RNA, 3380 nt
Organism: Trematomus bernacchii (emerald rockcod)
Lineage: Eukaryota; Metazoa; Chordata; Actinopteri; Perciformes; Nototheniidae
Gene: ice2
Product: interactor of little elongator complex ELL subunit 2
Exons: 15
Coding region: 140-2980 (946 amino acids)
Biological process (GO): snRNA transcription by RNA polymerase II; snRNA transcription by RNA polymerase III; positive regulation of transcription by RNA polymerase III
Cellular component (GO): transcription elongation factor complex
Source: RefSeq, a predicted model, not a curated record
GCGCUUUAAUGUCAACAUCAUUUCAACAGACGAAGAAGGUCACCUGGCAAACGUUGGUUUGCUAGCCCAUGUGGCUACUCAUUAUUUACAGUAGCUUUAAUGUUGUCAUUUCUGCGGACCUCUGGUUAGUGUGGCUAUAAUGGAACUAGUAUGGGAGGACCCCCAGGUCCCCGAUGCUCCUUUCUUUACCAAAGAUCUCUAUGACAAAUAUUCACUUGCACCUAAUAUCAGAGAGCUGUGGGACUCUCUCCAAAGUCCUGUACAGAACAUAAAACAGGACUGUGGGACUUCAAAAGCUUCCUUCUCCUCUUCUUCUACAAAAGACGCUGCAGCCUUUAAAGACAACAGUUGCAUCAGCAAUAAUGAAUCCUGCUCUGAAAGCGGUGAUACUGACGAUCCGUUUACAGACAAUGAUGGGCAGGGUGCAGCAGAAUGUAGGGAUACAGAGAAAUCAAGAGUAAAGCUCAAGCAGAUUGAGAUAGAGCCGGGUGCUGUUUACCCUGAACCCAGACUGCCCUACCCCUGUCCGUCCAGCCUGUCAAUCAACGACCAGAAGACUUAUCUUGGCUUUAUGAUGAGUAAGAACGCAAGCGAUCCUCCAAAGAACUUGCAGGCACGAGUAAACAAUGAAGUGAUGCAGUUCAUGAGGUACCUGCAAGAAGUGGGCAACAUAUGUGUUGACGACUACAACUUUAUAUCACAGGGAGCUAUGCAAUAUUCAGAGGAGUUCUUCAGGGGGUGUUUGGAGCACAUCAGGACGUUUCCUGAGCUCUACCAGAUCCAUGAGAUGACUAGUCUGACCGGGGGAACAUUCAACCCAGGGCUGAAGCUGACCUUUGAGAAACAGCUGCUGAUCAUGGGCAAUGUGGAUAUUACAGACCACACGAUGGUGCCUGCUGAUGCACAGCUUGCAUCGGAUUAUCAGAGUGUUUCAUCACAGAAUCCUCCAGCUAAAAAAGCCAAGGACAUGCACGCUACAAUAAGCGGUGAUGUUAAUGCCAGCAGCCUGUGUGCUCGUUAUGAGCCUCAUGUGUGUCUCACUCGAGACGCCCUCGUAAGGCUGCUAGAUAACCAUGGCCCAGACUUUGCAGAACAGUGGGAAUUACCGGUUUGGAUCAAGUUAAACCCAGGAGAAGGCAAUAGACAGAAGAAGACUGUGUAUAUAGACUCACCCCUUCUGAAGACUGAGAUGACCGUGAAAGAGAGGAGCCAUGUCUUCCAUGAGGAGAGUCUGAAGCUCUCCAUCAAGAAGAAUGGGAGUAAAAAUGUCUUCCAUUUAAUGACGGAGCUUCGUGAGGAUGAGCAUCAACUCUCUGAGAGCUCAAAAAGAAAUGUAGUGUAUGGUGAAAACAGUGGUCUUGACUUUGAGGUGGACCUUACUGACCUGGAGACAUUUGGUGAGACGAAACCCAUUAAAACCCCAAAGAUGCCGAAAAAGAAGAACGAGCAGGAUGCAUGUGUUGAAAGUACGAAAGCAUCAAGUUCUGCGUCUGUGACUAAUACUAAAAGGUCCAGUGAGCGUCCUGCAAACACUACCAGCAGUUCACAAGAAGAGAUGGACACCUCAGUGGCAGGUGAGGAUGAUCCCGUAACAGAGGAGAGAAAUCAGCCAGCUGGGAAUGAGGCCAUUGCACCAAAAACUGAAGACAUGAGACCGGACUCUGCUCAGGAAUGUAACGAAGACCCACCUUUUAUGGGAGAUUCUGAUGAGGAUCAACUGGUCAUUGAUGACUCCAUUGUGUCUCCAGCUCAAACACGUACUACACAAUGUAAGCCCACACCACUCUCUGCUGACGCCAGAUCUGAUUCUCUAAAUUCAGAGUGUUCUUCCCCUGAAAAACCAACAAAUCAGAAACGACAAUCCAAAAAAGCAAAGGUAUCCGGCGACCAGCUGGGUGACAUCCUGCGCAUGCAGACAGCCAUGUUCAACUGUGCCAGUGACACGGCCAAAAGCUCCACCGUAUCCCAAGAGAUGAGCUCACCAGCCCGAGGUGUGGGACCCUCAGUUCACUCUUAUCCUACGUCUCUGGUGAAGCCCUGUGUGUCCUCAUAUUUGGAGAGAAACAACAACCAGGAUGGAGAGAGCGGCGCUGCUUCUCACGAAUCUGCACCAGGGGCCAACAGUACAAAUACAAAGCAUAAAAAACUACUGUCAGAAGACCUGCAGGCUGGUGCAGAAGAUGAGCAAGAUUACAUCGCUCCAGAAGAAGGCAACCUGCUCUACAAGCUCUACAGUCUGCAGGACCUGCUGCUCAUGGUGCGGAGCUCUGUGUCACUGACCCAUAGCAGGAGAGUCGGCCAAAAUGACCAAAACCAGUAUGUGCCAGUGCAUAUCUUGCCCAAGCUGGAGUACCAGCUGAGUUAUGGAGUUGAGUGUCUGAACAGCAGUGAGGCUUGCCAGCUGUGGACCGAGACAUUGCUCCACUCCAGCACUGUACCCUGCAUAGCUCACAUCAAUGCGCUCACAUCAAAAGUAGCUCUGCUCACAAAGCUGCCCGUCAACUGGAAACCCAACAUCUCCUGUGGGUUCAAGCCAUCGAAGUCUCUGAAUAUACUGCACCACCUACUGAAAAAGCUUACUGGGUUAGAGGAAGGACAGUACCUGAUUGCGCACAAGGCAGGGGAACCAUUUGUGACCCUAUUAAAAGUGGCUAAUGGGAAAGUGAGUCGGGGGGCAUACAACCUGCAGCAGGUCCACAGCUCCGUCCCCCAGCCCCCCACACACGGCCUCGUCCCCUGGAUACCUGUUGAUCCGUCUGUGGUGCUGCCCUUCCACCAGAAACACGGCCGUGUCCCCUGCACCUUCCCGCCAAAACCCUUUGUGCAGACAGCGAAAGAUGGUUCAUCGCAGUCGAAGUACAACAACCAUGGAGCCGGACAGGCAAAGAACCACUGGAAUGCAGUAGGCAAACGACAAAACAAGAACCGUGCAGCCAACCGUAAAAAGUAUAUUAAAAACCUACUUAAAAAGACAUUUUAAGAAGUCCCACGUCAAAGGAUUCAAUAUCAUGUCUUCUCAUUUCAUAUAAGGUGAGGCAGGUGAGGAGCUGAACCUGUACUGCUAAGGAAAGGAAAGGAAAGGAAAGGAAAGGAAAGGAAAGGAAAGGAAAGGAAAGGAAAGGAAAGGAAAAGGAAAGGAAAGGAAAGGAAAGGAAAGGAAAGGAAAGGAAAGGAAAGGAAAGGAAAGGAAAGGAAAGGAAAGGAAAGGAAAGCACUGACAAUGUACAUCAUUUCAUACUGGUGUUAUAUUAAGACUUUGAACAUAAAUGUGAACGUUUAAGCACUUUGAGAGUAGAAUCUAGAACUUUCUAUUUUUGUACAUGUUGGUAAUUAUAAUUAGUGAAAAAAUAUAAAUAAUAAACUUUGUCUAAGUAACCAUA